AUGCUAUUUAGCUUGUAUAUUGCGACGGCAGCUUCUUUGCUGGGCCGGAUAUAUGCAGAUGAAAUCCUCACUUUAACAGGAACUAAUGUACCCUCCUCGCUGUCUAUUGCCGGCCCUAUCCCUACGGAUUCAAGCUUCUAUCAGACUUACUCAUCAGUAAUCACCGUUAGCACGGCGAGCGACGAGCUACAGUCGGCUCAAACUGGGUCUGCUACCACCACUGUGACAGAUAGCAUCACAACCACGUCCGAAGAUUUUACCCUUCUCAUUGGCAGUAAUAGAGAAACCACUACUGCAAAUGGAACUACAUUAUCCGGGAAUGCUACGGCCACAUCCACUGAGUCAGCUGCAGUGCCCACCAACACCCGUCCGUGUAACGGAUACCCUGAGUUUUGCGAGCGAAAAUAUUCCAACAUCACCCAAGUGGCAGCGCAUAAUAGCCCUUUCGUGCGGCCGGGGAAUAUAGCCGGCAAUCAGGAGCUUGAUGUGACGAUUCAACUCAACGACGGAAUUCGCAUGUUGCAAUUCCAGACUCACUACGUCAACGACACCAUACGGCUCUGCCAUUCCUCCUGCGAUCUCCUCGAUGUGGGCCCACUUGAAGAUUACCUGCGGAAAGUGGUAGAUUGGCUCAAAGCAAAUCCGUACGAUGUUGUAACAAUCUUAAUGGGCAACUCGAAUUUUGUCGGCCCAAGGAAUUAUACUACACCAAUAGAGAACUCCGGGCUCGCCGAUUAUGUUUAUACUCCUCCAAAAAUACCAAUGGCACUGGACGACUGGCCCAACCUCUCCCAGUUUAUUCUAAAAGGGCAGAGGGCGAUUGUAUUCCUCGACUACCAAGCUAAUCAGACCGAGGUGCCCUACCUUCUUGACGAGUUUUCGCAAAUGUGGGAGACGCCGUUUUCCCCGACGGAUAGGAACUUCCCUUGUACCGUUCAGAGGCCACCGGGCCUAAGUGAAGAUGACGCUAAAACCCGGUUAUAUAUGGCGAACCAUAACUUAAAUACUGAGGUAAAUAUAGCAGGCGCAAGUCUAUUAGUCCCGAAUACUGUCUUGUUGAACGAAACCAAUGCCGUUUCUGGAUAUGGCAGUGCUGGCGCAAUGGCCGGAAAUUGCACUGAGAAAUGGAGCCGGCCGCCCAAUUUCAUACUCGUCGACUACUACAAUAUUGGCAAUGUCAAUGGCUCCAUCUUUGAAGUUGCGGCUAAGUAUAACAACGUUACGUACAACGGGCGAUGCUGUGGCCGAAAAACUUCCGCGGCGUCGAGAAGUCACCUCGCAAGUGCCAAACAAAACUUAUACACGGGGCUUCUAGUGGCAGCUGUCACAGGUUUCGUGUUAAUGACGCUAUAA
Molecule: messenger RNA, 1353 nt
Organism: Uncinocarpus reesii 1704
Lineage: Eukaryota; Fungi; Ascomycota; Eurotiomycetes; Onygenales; Onygenaceae
Exons: 3
Coding region: 1-1353 (450 amino acids)
Biological process (GO): lipid metabolic process
Molecular function (GO): phosphoric diester hydrolase activity
Source: RefSeq, a predicted model, not a curated record